Messenger RNA from Nicotiana tabacum (common tobacco), 1284 nucleotides. The record is from RefSeq and is a predicted model, not a curated record. NCBI's taxonomy places the organism in Eukaryota, Viridiplantae, Streptophyta, Magnoliopsida, Solanales, Solanaceae.
AUGGGAGGAAUGGUAGAGGAGGGGCUCAAGUCGAGCAAGAUCAUGGGUUACUCUACCAUCAAAGCAACCACACAAGAGAUCCAUAAUGGCACCGGGGGCGUGUUAGGGAAAAAGAAGAAAGAAGAUGUUGCCAUGGUCGUCUCAGGAUCAUGGUCUGGCCUGAGGGAAAAGUGUUGGCAUUUGAAAAGCGCCAUCCAAGAGCUUAUCAAUACAAACAAGAUUGAGGUCCAAAGCUCAGACGCGCCCAACAUCAAUCAAAAUCCCUUGCCAACCCAUGCCGAAACAUAUAUGAUUGAGAUAAUGUAUAAGGAUGGGAAGCCCGAAAAGCCUUCGAAGUCUGUCAUGAUGAUCCGUGCCAUUGAAAGCAAUUCAGUCAAAACUCUGGUUGUUACAAAUGUAACAUCUUCGACAAUUGAGGGGUUGACAUAUAAGCUAAGCAAGCUCGAUGCUAAGCCGUACGUGGUAAGCAUGAAGGGAUCCCCAGAUAACGCUAAAUCAAAGCAAGGAAAGAUGAAGGUGGUCAUGCCGGUGGUAGCAAAUGACACCAAGGCCGUCCCAUGGAACUACAAGCGAGUAGUAGUAACUUAUAAGGGGAAAGAAGUGGAAGAUGAGGUUAAUGAAACCCGAGGAUUGACUCGUUCGGGGAGAUGCUUUGCCCCAAAGGAAUCAGGGAAAUCCAAGCCACUCAAAGAUAAUCCAAUUCUAGUGAAGAAACCAGUAACCGAAGAGGAGGCGGAAGAAUUUUUGAGAAAAAUGAAUCUGCAAGAUUACUCCAUAGUGGAACAAUUGAGAAAGACCCCUGCUCAGAUUUCUCUUCUAUCACUGUUGAUACAUUCGGAUGAGCAUCACUGGGCCCUCAUGAAGAUUCUGAAUGAAGCUCAUGUCCCUGACAAGAUCACAGUGAACCAUUUGGAGAAGAUUGCCAAUAAGAUAUUUGAGUUAAACAUGAUUACCUUCUCGGAUGAUGAGUUACCUCUGGAGGGUACGGAACAUAAUCGCGCUUUUUAUCUCACAGUGAAAUGCGAAGAUUCUGUGGUCACAAGGGUUUUAGUUGAUAAUGGUUCCAGCGCAAACAUUUUCCCUCUCUCCACUCUACACAAGCUGAAAAUUGAUGCUGAGAGGAUCCACAAGAACAAUAUAUGUGUCCUAGGUUUUGACGGAGGGGGAAAAGACUCUGUUGGCAAUAUCGUGCUCGAAUUAACAAUAGGACCAGUUGAAUUUACCAUGGAGUUCCAGGUACUAGAUGUGGCUGUCUCUUACAACUUGCUAUUGGGUAGGCCCUAG